GUGCACAACAGAUAAGAAAUCUUGUAUCUUGUUCGGGAUAGUUCCAAACAUGGACGUCAACACAUUGAUUUUCGUGGUGACAUGUUUAAGCGCAACCUCGGCAUUUAUUCUAGAAAACCGCCCUGUCUACCCGACGAUCCCAUCGACCCCACCUACAUGUUCGAAGAAUGGAACGAUCUACAAUCAGGGAGAGGGAAUCCCGUCCGACUGCUUUUCAACGUGCAGCUGCCAAAAUGGACGGAUUUCGUGUAUUUAUCAAGAUUGUCCUCCUCCAAACUUAAGCAUAGUGUGUGUUGAUUCUGCCAGGCCCCAUUGUGGCUGUCCCUAUUGUCCCAAUGGACCAAACUGCGGAUAUGGUAAUUUGACUAUUCCGUAUGGUCAGGAACUAAGAGUAGAUGAACGGACAAUAUGCAGCUGCUUGAGGGGAGAAAUAUCUGCAAUAUGCAGGCCUUCUGGCUGUAUGUAUCAGGGGAAAGUGUAUUCGGAAGGGAUUUUCUACCCAUCCCCAUGUGAGAGGUGCCAAUGUGACUCACAAUACAAUAUGGUGAACUGCUCCCUCAAUAAAUGCAUCAUCAAACCACUCCUGUGUGUAGAUGCCAUAGUAGAACCUGGCACCUGCUGUCAUGUGUGUCCGAACGGGCCGAAUUGUUUUGCGGGGAACAAGAAAAUUACAGCAGGCCAGGACUAUAACGAUGGUAGUCAGAUCUGCCGAUGCCCUGAGCCGAACCCGAACCUAAUAUUUGGACGUAUUAGGCCCCAGGCAGUUUGUAAACUCGUUGGUCCCAUGGCCCCACCGUCCACUACAAACCCGUAGCAGUGAACGCUAUGAGGCAGCGGUUCCCAUGAAGUUUGCAAACUCGUCGGUCCAAAGGUCCAACCGUUUACUACAAACCCCUAACUGAGAAUGCAAUAAAUUCUUUUAAAUUUC
Messenger RNA from Mizuhopecten yessoensis (Yesso scallop), 928 nucleotides. RefSeq names its product von Willebrand factor C domain-containing protein 2-like. The record is from RefSeq and is a predicted model, not a curated record. Gene Ontology annotation, biological process: negative regulation of BMP signaling pathway. The coding region runs from base 50 to 814 and encodes 254 amino acids. Gene Ontology annotation, molecular function: protein binding. Gene Ontology annotation, cellular component: AMPA glutamate receptor complex. NCBI's taxonomy places the organism in Eukaryota, Metazoa, Mollusca, Bivalvia, Pectinida, Pectinidae. The transcript has 3 exons.